Acytostelium subglobosum LB1 is the source of this 150-nucleotide messenger RNA. RefSeq lists its product as hypothetical. Lineage: Eukaryota; Evosea; Eumycetozoa; Acytosteliales; Acytosteliaceae. The annotation marks the transcript as partial. The transcript has a single exon. The record is from RefSeq and is a predicted model, not a curated record.
AUAAAGACUCCUUGUGUAGAUAUAUGCAAGUUAGACUCUGGUACGAACCAAUGUUUGGGAUGCUCCAGGACACGCAAUGAAAUAGCAGGAUGGGGAAGAAUGACUGAUGAAGAGAGAGAUCUCAUCAUUGAACAAUUACCAAAACGCAAG